Molecule: messenger RNA, 1071 nt
Organism: Balaenoptera ricei (Rice's whale)
Lineage: Eukaryota; Metazoa; Chordata; Mammalia; Artiodactyla; Balaenopteridae
Product: serine protease 40-like
Exons: 6
Coding region: 1-1071 (356 amino acids)
Biological process (GO): proteolysis
Molecular function (GO): serine-type endopeptidase activity
Source: RefSeq, a predicted model, not a curated record
AUGUCCUGCCAGAGUUGUUUAAAAGGUUAUGAAGAAGGUCAGGGUGGGCUGACGGCUGGGCUGAGGCGGGGUCAGGGCAAGGUCAGGCAGGGCCAGGCUGGGGUCAGGCGGGAGUCAGCAACCCUGGCAAUGGGCACGGAGGCGUGGAUCGCCCAAGGCCGAGGCCAGCCUGUGGCCCUUCUCUGGCUGCUGCUGCUGCUGCCCGUGGCCACCCGGGAGCUGCGAGGGUCCCCGGCCACGGCCACGGCCACGGCCGCCCCCGGCUGGGCUCCAGGCGCGGGCGGAGCGGUGGAGGGCAGCGCUCCGACUCCGGAAGCGCAGCGGUUGGCCCCGGGAGCCACAGGUGGCAGGGGAGUCUGCACAGUGUGCGGGAAGCCCAAGGUGAUGGGGAAGAUCUACGGUGGCCAGGACGUGGCGGCUGGCCAGUGGCCAUGGCAGGCCAGCUUGCAGUACCAGGGCUCGCACGUCUGUGGAGCUGUCCUCAUUAACUCUCACUGGGUCGUUUCCACUGCCCACUGCUUUCUGAAAAAAUCUCACGCCCCGGAGAACUACCGGGUUCUGUUAGGAAGCACCCAGCUGCACCAGCACACCCAGCACACCCGAGAGAUGUCACUGAGCCGGAUUAUCAUGCACCCAGACUUUGAGAAGUUACAUCCCUUCGGGAGUGACAUAGCCAUGUUGCAGCUGCUCUUUCCUGUGAAUUUCACCUCCUACAUCAUCCCCGCCUGCCUCCCAGUCCCUGGCAUGCAGCUACCCAGUAACUCAUCCUGCUGGAUAACUGGCUGGGGGAUGCUCAACGAAGAAACGCCUCUGCUCGAACCCUUCCAUCUCCAGGAGGGUAAGGUGGGCUUCAUUGAGAACAAGUUUUGUAAUAUAUUUUACGGACUUAGAAAAGGCAAGAACUUCUCCGUGCAUGAGGACAUGCUGUGUGCUGGGGCCUUCUCGACAGGAAAGGCCAUCUGCCAAGCUGAGGACACCAUUGAGCUGGACACCCAGGAGCCCCAGCACAUGGCCCCUCCUGCCCCCCUUAGCCUUUCAGUCACCACAGCCUGUCUGAGAGGUUCCAUCUAG